Molecule: messenger RNA, 1443 nt
Organism: Aspergillus puulaauensis
Lineage: Eukaryota; Fungi; Ascomycota; Eurotiomycetes; Eurotiales; Aspergillaceae
Product: fungal specific transcription factor domain-containing protein
Exons: 3
Coding region: 1-1443 (480 amino acids)
Cellular component (GO): nucleus
Source: RefSeq, a predicted model, not a curated record
AUGGAGCGUGUUGGCCGUGGGCCUUUGGAGCUCUCGACCUUGCAGACGCUCUGUCUUUUGGCCUUGUUUGAUUUCACUGUGGGCAACAACGUCCAGGCUGGGUUGCAUUUGAAUAUGGCGACGUAUUUGGCCCAGAGUGUCAAUACGGCGGGAGAGACCCUGGGCACUUUGUCUUCUGACCCGGAUGAGAAACGGAGAUGUCUUUGGAGCAUCUAUCUUCUCCAAAACCUCCAAGGAGAUGGGGUGCAAAUGGCUCGACUUAUUGCGGGUGUGCGGACCCCGUUUGAUACCGGAUCCGGGUUGUCUCCUACCUAUGAUUUAGGUUCCAUGCCGGAAACCAUGCCACUUAGUUCUUCGAAGGAGGAUCUUGACCUAGUCUCUUAUGCGAUUCAAGUGGGCGAGGUUUGGUCCAUGGCCAUGGCGUAUGCUGCGAGUCGAGUCGAACCGGAUGCACCGGCGCCGUGGUCACCACGCUCCGACUAUUCCAUCGUCACGUACCGCCACAUGGAGUUCGAUAGCCAGGUGCCCCUGAAGUAUCGCUACGACGCCAACAGAUUCCACGAGCACCGCCUGCAUGAGUUGAACCAACAUCGCGAAUACUGGGGUCCGUGGCUGUUCACACAGUUCCUCUACCUGGCUAUCCCUUGUCUUCUAAACCACCCGUUCCUGUUAUCAAGGAGGCUGCGCAGCUUCCGACAUACCAUGCCGCAGUCCUUUAUCCGACAGUCAUUCGAGACCAUUACCAACAAUGCCGCGUGGAUCCUGCACCUAAUUGAUCUGAUUGAGCACAAAGGGUUCGAGGUCUGCGACCCAACGCUUGCCCACUGUGUGCUUAUCGUGGCCACGAUCCACCUCCAACAUAGUUUUGUCGAGGACCCGAGCUUUCGGGAGAAAGCGCGAAGGGGGUUUACGAAAUGCGUCCGAUUUCUUCAUCCAUUGGCGCAGCGAUGGCCACACGUCCAAAACAUGAUUGACCGACUUACUCGACUCCGAGAGAACGUCUCCGCGGGGGACCCUCAAGCAUCCCACUCUCGGCAAGCAUGGACCACCAACGCCCAGCUUCUCUGGGAACUCUUAGUCUACGACCGUGCAAGCCGAUCUCCUCUCCCGAGCCAACUGCUCGGAUCGACACUCUCAGAUUCCUCGGGACGAUUGACAGCUCGCAUGACCCCAGACCCGAAUUUUCCUUUAGUAGGAUCGGCAGGGAUCACUGGGCAUAAAACGGUUGCCAAGGAGAUCUACACGCACCCUCCAGAGACGGUUACAACACCGCCAGCAGUCCAGGCCGAAGCGCCGGCCGCGGUUGUACCUUCGAUAGAUCUCGACCCGUUCGGUAUGAUUGGAGACCCCACACUGGAGGGAAUAACGGACCACAUGUUUUUAGAACCUGAGAGUUAUGGUCGAGCAAUUGAAGAUUGGUGGGAAGGCGAUGCCUUAAUCUAG